Molecule: messenger RNA, 1630 nt
Organism: Oncorhynchus masou masou (cherry salmon)
Lineage: Eukaryota; Metazoa; Chordata; Actinopteri; Salmoniformes; Salmonidae
Gene: tpk2
Product: thiamin pyrophosphokinase 2
Exons: 8
Coding region: 160-1056 (298 amino acids)
Molecular function (GO): 8-oxo-dGDP phosphatase activity
Source: RefSeq, a predicted model, not a curated record
CGCACGCCGAGUACACACCGCUGAGAGGAACAUGGCGUUGGCAAAAUAACCGCAGUGAAAAGAUUAUGUAGCUACCUAAAUAAAACAUAACAUAUCGUUGUUUAAUUUUUUCCCUUCAUAAAAUCAUUGGACUCGCGUCAGAAACGUAGGCUCGAAAUCAUGACUACCUGGUCGGAAAAAAUGCUCCAGGUGCUACGCCGAAUGAAUAACUUUUAUUCGCCAGGCUCCAGUCGCACCACAUGCCUUCGGUUUGAGGUGGGAGGAGAGCAAGUUGGGUGGGUGCCUUCCAAAGUGGCGUCCAUUUUGAGUAGAUUUCCAGAGGUCUUCAAUCCACCACAAGGUGGCGCUAUUACUCUGUGCCAAAAUCUUGACUCCUAUGGGAGGAGGUCAGAUGCUGUAGAUUCUGUUCUUCAGUCACUUAGGAGGGAAGGCUUGUUGACUGUCUUGAAAGGAUGGAGAGAUGAGAAGUAUGAAGUAAUGCCCAGAUUCUGCGACACUCCACUAAUGUGUAUGGAGAGAUCUGCCACAAGCCUUUUUGGAGUGAAACGGUAUGGAGUCCAUAUUAAUGGGUACUGCCAGGGUGAAAAUGGGGAACUCAGGAUGUGGGUGGGACGGCGAUCCAUGACCAAGCAGACCUACCCUGGAAAACUGGACAACCUGGCAGCUGGGGGACUAGCAGCAGGUAUCUGUGUGAAAAACACCCUGAUCAAGGAAUGUGAGGAGGAGGCCUGCAUCCCAGAAGACAUAGCAGAGACUGCCCGCCCCGUGAGCACAGUGAGCUAUACUUAUGAGGAUGAGGAAGGGGUGUUUCCUGAAAGCCAGUUUGUGUUCGACUUGGAGCUACCUCCUGAGUUCAAGCCUAAGAUAGGGGAUGGGGAGGUUCAAGAGUUCUACCUCUACUCCGUGGACAAGGUUAAAGAACUGCUGAUCAGUGACGACUUCAAGCCCAACUGUGCCAUGGUGGUCCUAGACUUCCUCAUCAGACAUUCCUACAUACAGCCUGAUACAGAGCCCUAUUACCAGGAGUUUGUUGCUGGACUCCACCACACUUUGUAAAUACUGAAGUGAAAAAUGUUACAUGAGGGAUGGCCAGGAGAUGCACUCCUUUCUAGAUGCCAUGAUCUAUUCUGUCAAAUGUUCAAUCUUGUACUGUUUUUUAACAGAAUCGUGAAUAAAUUCCAUUCACAUCUUGGGAUUUUGUGUUGAGGCAUGAAGCAUGAAAGAACGACAACCAACCAUUCCCUAUAACAAUUUAUUUUCUUAAGAGUACUUUUAAAAAGAGGACUGCGGAAAUGUGAGGAUGCAUUUGUAUACAAAAGACCUCCCACACAAAUGACUAAGAUAUUAUUUAAAGAAAUUACUUGUGUUUAAUAGUAUGACAUAUUGUCAAUAUUUUUCAUGGAUUACUAAGCAUUUUCCAUGUUAUUUUUUAAACUCAUCCUAAAGUUACUAAUUUUUGCAAAAUAUGCACAACUGAUACAGGAUAGGCCAGUAGACUCUCACAAGGUUAAACAUACAGUACAAGAGGGGAAAAACAGGAAGACAUACAGUUUUAGAAAGACGGCCUGGAGGGAGUGAGCAAUAGGGCACAUUAUAAACCCACUCAAAACCCACUCCCAAUAAUAGCCUG